AUGGCGCUUGAUCGAUGGGUGGAGUGUCCGCCAAGCAACUUCCUACAAACUGCACCAAUAUGGAUAAGGAUAUCGAACAUCCCAGUUAAUUAUCUCACUAUCAAAACCAUUGAUGCGGUGGCUGGAGCUAUUGGUUAUGUGAAAGAUAUCGAAUGGGAUCCGGAGAAACCACUAUUGCAAGACUACAUUCGAGUCCAGAUUGUGAUGGAUCUCAGUCUUCCUGUGAGAGAGAAGAAGAGCUUGACAUUACCUAAAGGAGGUGGCACUGCAUUGAUUGACAUCGAAUAUGAGAGGAUUCGGAAAAAGUGA
Messenger RNA from Raphanus sativus (radish), 309 nucleotides. RefSeq lists its product as uncharacterized. The record is from RefSeq and is a predicted model, not a curated record. The transcript has a single exon. The coding region runs from base 1 to 309 and encodes 102 amino acids. NCBI's taxonomy places the organism in Eukaryota, Viridiplantae, Streptophyta, Magnoliopsida, Brassicales, Brassicaceae.